AUGGCCGCGGCUGCGACCCCCUCUUCCUCCGCCUCCGCCGCCGCUUCCGAUGCUGCUCCCCCGCCGCCUCCGCCGCCCGCGCCCCAGCCGCCUGCCCCUUAUAUGCCGCCGCGGUUGGUGGUGGACGGCGCGGGGGGUGGCGGCCUCGGCGUCGGCGUCGGGAAGGGGAAGCCAUGCCGGCACCACGCGUACAGCCGCAAGCAGAAGUCGCUCGGCCUCCUCUGCACCAACUUCGUGGCACUGUACGACCGGGAGGACGUGGAGUCGGUGGGGCUGGACGACGCGGCGAGGCGGCUGGGCGUCGAGAGGCGCCGGAUCUACGACAUCGUCAACGUGCUCGAGAGCAUCGGGAUGCUCGUGAGGAGGGCCAAGAAUCGGUAUACAUGGAUUGGCUUCGGCGGAGUCCCUGCGGCGCUCGCGGAACUCAAGGAGAGGGCACUGAGGGGGGUAUCCAGCGCGGCUUCACUAUCACUGGAUGAAACAUCUGCUGCUAAUGUCUCGGAUGAUGAAGAGGAUGACAAGUUAGAUGAUGCCGAUGGGGAUGCGGAUAGCGAGAAGCUCAGCCAGUCCAUCGACACUCAUUCUGAUAAGCCCCCCUGCAAGAUUCGAUCCGAUCAUAGGAAGGAGAAGUCUCUUGGCCUCCUCACUCAGAAUUUCGUUAAGCUCUUCCUCACCAUGGAGAUCGAGACGAUCACACUUGAUGAAUCUGCAAAGCGGCUCCUUGGAGAGGGACAUGCCGAGAGCAAUAUGAGAACCAAAGUUCGGCGGCUGUACGACAUUGCCAAUGUUCUGUCUUCUUUGAAUCUUAUUGAGAAGACACAGCAGUUGGAUUCAAGAAAACCUGCAUUCCGGUGGCUGGGACGGCCAAAACGAAACGAAGGGACUGGUGUCACGGUUGCUUUACCCCCAACUAAGAUUAUGUUGCCUAACAAGAGAGCAUUUGGUACUGAUCUCACUAACAUUGACAAUAAGAGGGGCAAGUUGGAGUCCACAACUGAGAACAAAGGCAAGCUUGCGCAGGAUGGUGGCAAUAUAUUCAAGAAUUUUCAGACGCAAGUCACGCAACCAGGACAAGGGAACAGGAGCGACUUUGUUUAUGGUCCCUUCCACCCUGCUGGUGCAAGGAAACAAGAACAUGAUAACCGCAAUGUACAAGAGAGGGAGAGGAAGAGUAUUCAAGACUGGGAGAACCUUGCUUCUUCAUUCCGUCCGCAGUAUCAAAAUCAAGCACUGAACGAUCUUUUUGGCCACUACGUGGAAGCAUGGAAGUCAUGGUACUCGGAUCUCACGCGAAGCAGAGCGUCGUAAAACUAGAUUUUAGGCUGGUCCGUUGUAAACAGAUUCUUGUGGGCAGAUCAACUCAUUCUGUUGAUGCAUGGUUAGGAGUUGAGUUGUACAAUAUGUCAUAAAACACAAAGGCAGUGCUGGCCUUUGAUUGAUUGUAUUUACUCAAUGCAAGCAACUUAAAGUAGUUUUCGUCAAUAACAGAAUAUACCUUUCUUUAGCAAGUCGGUGCUGCUGUCAACACCAAUGAGAUUGCGA
Oryza brachyantha (malo sina) is the source of this 1542-nucleotide messenger RNA. Its product is annotated as E2F transcription factor-like E2FE. Gene Ontology annotation, biological process: regulation of transcription by RNA polymerase II. Gene Ontology annotation, cellular component: RNA polymerase II transcription regulator complex. NCBI's taxonomy places the organism in Eukaryota, Viridiplantae, Streptophyta, Magnoliopsida, Poales, Poaceae. Gene Ontology annotation, molecular function: DNA-binding transcription factor activity, RNA polymerase II-specific; RNA polymerase II cis-regulatory region sequence-specific DNA binding. The record is from RefSeq and is a predicted model, not a curated record. Bases 1 to 1308 code for a protein of 435 amino acids. The transcript is spliced from 10 exons.